UUUAAUAAUAAUAACAAGCAUGAAUACUUUAAAAGACCUUUCAUGUUUUGGUUUAUAAUAAUUCAUGGAGGAUUUUUCAAUUUUAUAAUAUCAUAUAAUAUAGGUUUAUUUAAUAUUUUAUUUGGGAAUAUAUAAAUCAUAUAUGAUUGGGACAAAAACGAAAAAAAAUUAUAUUAUUCUCUAAUUAAUUCAUUACCAUAAGCAAUUGCAGCAAUAAUUUCUUUGUUUGCGGGAAAUUGGGCAUAGAAAUAUGGGAGAAGAAGAUUGUUAAUAAUAUUUAAUUAUUUAGCUAUAAUCGCCACAGUUUAUAUAUUAAAAAAGGAAGAAUAAUAAUUGGACUUUGCUUAGGUGUGUGGAGUUCUAUUGCUCCUUUAUAUUCAAUAGAAGUUGCAUGCAAAAAAUAUAAAGGAAUAUCAGGAAUUAUAUAUUCUUUAUAAUUCGGAAUAGGUAUGAUGAUUUCAUUUGUAUUAAAUUAUGGAAUAAAAAGCAAUAAUUAAUUUUGGAAAGUAAUUAUUGGUUUACCUAUGAUAUUAAGCUUUGUAAGCAAUUUAAUAUUUCAUAUAAUUUUUAAAAAUGAAACUCCAUAAUAUUAUAUGAUAACAAAAAAUGAUUCUAACAAAGCAAAAGAAACUAUAUAUAGUCUAUAUCAAAAUAAAAUUGCAAAGGAGGAAUUUGAAGAUUUGCUUUUAUAUUAAUAAUAAUAUUAUAAGUUUUAAAAAUUAAUUGGAUAUAGAGAUUUGUUUAGACCUAGAUAUUUACAUAGAACCAUUCUUAUUAUUUUCUUUACUAUGGCUUUUUGUUAUUCUGGAACUAAUAUUAUUAGUAUUUAUUCAUAUAGUAUUAUUAAAAUUAAUUAGAAUCAGGAAAUCGCAUAACUAUUCACUUCUAUUAUACCAAUAGGAGAUAUUGUUGGACCUUUUAUAGCUAUUAUUCUUAUAAAUAGGCUUGGUAGGAAAAGACUUUAUAUAUUAGGAUUAUUUUUUUCUUCAGUUUUUUUAAUUCUUUUUUCUAUUUUUGGAUGGAUUUAACUUACUUAUCUACAAAAAUAUAUGAUUUUAGCAUAUAAAUUUAUACUAGGAAUGUCCUCAAGCCCAGUUCAUUGGAGUAAAAAAAAAUAUAUACUUUCCCAAGUGAAAUUUUACCUCCUAUUGGUAUUGGCUUUUUUUGUUUUGCUUAUUGGUUAAUUAGUUUAACUUCUGUUUUCACUUAUCCAUAUAUGUAAGAUUAUUUUGGUGUUGAAUAUUCAAUGUUAACUUUUGCUAUAAUUACUUCUAUUUUAAUUGUUGUUUUAUAGUUUAUUAUGCAUGAUACUACCAAUAAAGGAAAAGAUGAAAUAGAAAAAAUCUAUAAUAAAUUAUUAAAAAAAAAAAAAAAAAAAGGGUAUAUAACUUAAGAAGAAAAAUAAAAUAAUUAAUUAUAAUAUUGAAUUAUUUUCUAAAAUUUUUAUUAAUAUUAUAAUAUUUUUUCUAAUAUAUCUUAUAACUAUUUUGUAAUUUUUUGUAAUAUUUUUUAACAAUUUUUAAUAUAUUUUUAUAUUCUAAAAUUAUAUAAUUUAAUUUUUUUUUUUAAAUAAAAAAAAUAUUUAAUGA
This is a messenger RNA of Ichthyophthirius multifiliis, 1589 nucleotides long. RefSeq lists its product as hypothetical. NCBI's taxonomy places the organism in Eukaryota, Ciliophora, Oligohymenophorea, Hymenostomatida. The record is from RefSeq and is a predicted model, not a curated record. Gene Ontology annotation, molecular function: carbohydrate:proton symporter activity. Gene Ontology annotation, biological process: transmembrane transport; carbohydrate transport. Gene Ontology annotation, cellular component: membrane. The transcript has 3 exons.